Messenger RNA from Emiliania huxleyi CCMP1516, 1362 nucleotides. RefSeq lists its product as hypothetical. Bases 1 to 1362 code for a protein of 453 amino acids. The transcript has 2 exons. The record is from RefSeq and is a predicted model, not a curated record. NCBI's taxonomy places the organism in Eukaryota, Haptophyta, Isochrysidales, Noelaerhabdaceae.
AUGAGCCUGGCCUUCGCCGCGAUCUGCUGCGUGGGAAGCGUACCGCGGCGCGCCAUACCCGAACUCGCUGGCUUCGGCGCCGCCUCCCGCGAGCGCUUCCUGUCGACGUUCUGGGGCAAGGCUCCGGUCCUCAUCCGUCGCCUCCUCGACGCGGAUGAGACGCGACGCUGCUGUCCGUUCGCCCCUCGCGACCUCCUCGAGCUGGCGUGCGCCGCCGAUGCCGCCUCCCGCCUCGUCGAGGAGGACAAGGGCUGGGUGCUCACUCAUGGUCCCUUUAGUCGCGCCGCCCUCGAGGCGCGCGCGCGUGAGGGUGGCAAGUGGACCUUGCUUGUCAACGAGGCGGAGAAGUUUGCGCCCGAGGUGGAGGAGCUGCGUGAGCUCUUUGACUUUCUGCCGCGCUGGCGGCUCGACGACGUGAUGGUCUCCUACGCGCCGCCGGGAGGCUCGAUUGGCGCGCACAUCGACAACUAUGACGUCUUCUUGCUCCAGGGCCUUGGGGAGCGGCGCUGGGAGAUCGAGGCGCGCCCACGCGAUGCAGCAGCGGAGAGGCUGCACGCCGGACUCGACGUGCGGGUCCUCGCGGACUUCUCGUCCGACCAGGCGAGCACGCUGCAGCCUGGAGACGCGCUCUACCUGCCGCCCCGCUACGCGCACUGCGGCACUUCGACCGACGAGCAGUGCCUCUCCUACUCCAUCGGCUUCCGCGCGCCGACCGACGCUGAGCUUGUGCGCUCCUUCGUCGAGCACUCUGCGGCCUCGCUCGCCUCGGAUGCGCUCUGGGCCGGCGAUGAGGCCACCCCGCCAUCAACCGAGCGCCGCGGGCGCAUCAGCCCGGAGUCUGUGGCGCACGCUCGACAGACCGUCGCGGCUGCGCUCGAGGCGGCGCUCCACGACGAGCGGAGCUUCGAGGCGUGGCUCGGCGGCGUCCUCACGCAGCCGAGGCGGCGCGCGCCCGGGAUGCGGAGCGAGGCGGUCAGGGCGCUCUCGGCCACAUGGGCUGCCGCUGCGCCGCCCGGCGUCGAGGCCGUGGAAGAGGGGGGCGAGCUGCCGUGCGACGGGGGGCUGGACGGCCCGGACGGGGUGGUGGCGGCGAUCGCGUGCGGCGCACCGGACGCACCAGCGCUGCGGCACGGCGAGACGGCGAUCUUCGCGUUCAUUGAGCGUGCGGACGGCCACCACGCGCUCUUCAUCGACGGCCAGCACGUGUCCUGUCCCGCCGACGCGUCGAGGCACGUCCCUCUGCUCUGUUCGAGCUGCCGACUCGAACCAGCCGCCUUGCGUGAGCCGUUGCAGCGCUCGCCAGGCCUGCGUCGGCUUGUCGCCGACCUAAUUCGAGACGAUGCUCUGCACGAGGAGCUCUGA